AUGGUGAACAAAUCAAUAACCAGUUUCCAAGCUUCAACUUCAAUCAAUAAUAAUGAUAAUGUUGAAGUAGUCGAAACGUACAGAAUCCAUAAUAAUGACUCGGAAACACUUUCUUCAACUUGUAAAAGAAGGAAAGUAGUCAAGGAAGAACAACAGAGGAAUUGGUGUAAGAAAUGUGUGUCUAAGGAACCACGGGUUUCUUGCAUAUCCAAAUGGUAUCCCGAUGCUUCUAUUUUGGAUGAAGAGAUCGCCGAGACUUGUCCUGUUUGUUGCCAUAAGUGCAGUUCCCAAGCAUGCUUACCUGGAUGUUCACCUAAAGAUAUAAAGGGGUAUUCUUGUUCUGAACAUGAUAAAGUGAAUUACGCUAAACACAUUUUCCAAAAAGUUUUCCCGCUUGUGACAAGUCUCAAUAACGAGCAACUAAUGGAGAAGGAAAUAGAGGCUAAGGUUAAAGGAAUCUCAAUAUCAGAGCUACAAUUGGAUGUUAUUGAGUGUGAUGUGGGUGAAGAUAUAUUUUGCGACAACUGUGGAACAUAUAUCUUUGAUUUGUAUAGAAGAUGUGCAUGUGGGUAUGAGCUAUGCCUUUCAUGUUGCCGGGAUUUGCGUGAUAAGGUUAUUAUGACUAGUGGAUGGAAAGCCUGCAUAGAUGGUAGUAUUCCUUGCCCCCCAAAAGAUGUUGGUGGUUGUGAUGAUGGGAUUCUGGAGUUGAAGCAUAUAAUGCCGGUUGAUUGGGUCGCAAAUAUGGUAGAGGAAGCACAAGGAGUAUGCACAAGUUUUGAUAUUCCCCAAACUUCUUUCAAAGGUUGCAAUUGUAAUGACAUAGGCGAUGAAGCAUGUACUGCAAGUUCUUUGUAUACAUUGAGUUCUGAAGGCAUUGAGCCUGAAGAUAUGCAGCAUUUCCAGUUGCAUUGGUCACAAGGAGAGCCAAUAAUUGUGGGUGAUGUGCUAUCAACUUCCUCGAGGCUAAAUUGGGAGCCAAUGGUGUUGUGGCGUGCAUUUCAUCAUAUCAAAAGAAGCCGUAACCAUACCCAUUCACAUGCUUAUGAUGUCAAAGCAAUCAUAUGCUCAGAUUGGAGUGAGGUGACAAUUGAUUUGUACAAAUUUUUUCGGGGAUACUUAGAAGAGUGCCCCUUGCUUAUGAAGUUGGAAGACUGGCUACCAUCUUGCGUAUCUGAAGAAGAAUGGCCACAUCAUUUUGUUGAGUUUGUGAAAUGCUUGCCAUUCAAAGAUUACACACACCCUCAUGAUGGCUACCUCAAUGUUCUUAACAAGUUACCUGAUCUAUCAUUGAAACCAAACAUGGGUCCAAGGAUGGAUAUCACUUACAGAGGCUCUGUUAUUAAGAUUCGCUGCGAUAAGUCUGAUACCGUGAAUGUACUAACACAUACAUCAUCAACAAAGCGUAACAAGACAAAAGAACAUGAAGGUUUAGUUUGCGAGGAGGGCAUGCAAAGAAACAAGGAUGGGCAAUUUUUGGAUGACCAGGUGGAGGAAGGUGCUCUGUGGGAUAUAUACCGGAGACAAGAUACAGCUAUUUUAGAGGAAUAUAUUAGGAAGCAUUCAGAGAAGCCGAUUGUUCACCCUAUACAUGACCGGAAUUUUUACCUUGAUAUUGAACAUAAAAGGAAGCUCAAAGAGGAGUUUGGGAUCGAACCAUGGAGUAUCAAACAAAAGCUGGGUGAUGCUAUUUUUAUACCAGCUGGUUGUGCAUAUCAAGUUAAAAACUUGAAGUCAAAUACGAAGGUUGAAUUCAACUUUCUUUCACCUGAAAGUCUUGAAGAAUGCAUCCUCUUACAACAGAAAUUCCGUAUGCUUCCCACUGAUCACAGAGCCAAACAAGAAGUGCUAAAUAUUGGAAAAACAAUUAUCUAUGCACUAGACCAUGCUAUGGCGGAUUUGGCAAAGGUGAUACAUUCCAAUGAGAUUCAAUUUAUCAAGGGUUCUGAGAUCUCAAAUGUUGAUGAUGCGGAUAUUAAUGAUCACGCCGGUCGGGUCUAUGAAUCUGACAGCGUCGAAGAGUCUGGUACUCCAAUGCCUGAGGAGAAGGCAUCAGAAACUCCUCUUGAAGUUGUAGGAGUGUGGAAAGGUCAUGCAGUUGGUCUGAAGGCAAAAGAGCUACUGCAGGAUGUCGAGUGCCACUAUCCCACCACAUUUCGGGGGGUCUUCUUUUGUUCAGAAGAGUUCAUUGUGGCUAUUUUGCAGCAGUUCUCUGUGUUCAUAAAACGUUUCAGGGAAAUAUCUAUGGAUACACUCUCAUUGGAUCAGAUGACUACCCUUAAGGAGGAACUCGAUGAUUUUGAGAAGGCUGGAUUUGACCUUUCGUGGGCCCAUCAGCAGUUAAACAUGGCGGAUAUGUCCAAGUUUGAAGAUGACUCUUUGCAGAAAAAGGUCAAGGCCAUAGAAGAAUCUCUUGAACCACUUAAGGCGAGGCUUGUUGAGAAAAUGGUAAUUUUAACAAAAUCUGCUAAGAUGUUGGAAAAAGCUCAGUUUGAUUAUGAUAAAGCUGUAAAUAAUCAAAACAGAAAGGCACUAAAAAUGGAAAACAAGUUUGGAGCUGAUUAUGAUCGUGUAUUGAAUGGCCAACUUGGUUUAGGUCUACUGCCCCGGUACAAGAUAAUUUAAAAAUCAAGGCUUGUCUUUUUCCUAAAAGAACCUGUGUUAAAAAAAUUAGACUUGAAAUAGGAGUAAUUGUAGUUCAUCACCUCUUUGUAUAAGUAUAUACCGUGUUUUAGUAGAUGCUACCUUUUUGGUCAAAUUUGAUUGUAAGUGAAAUGGUAUUAAGUUGGUAUGUACAUAUGUUUCAUAGGGAAA
Erigeron canadensis is the source of this 2811-nucleotide messenger RNA. Its product is annotated as lysine-specific demethylase JMJ25-like. NCBI's taxonomy places the organism in Eukaryota, Viridiplantae, Streptophyta, Magnoliopsida, Asterales, Asteraceae. The transcript is spliced from 13 exons. Bases 1 to 2622 code for a protein of 873 amino acids. Gene Ontology annotation, molecular function: chromatin DNA binding; transcription coregulator activity; sequence-specific DNA binding. Gene Ontology annotation, biological process: regulation of transcription by RNA polymerase II. Gene Ontology annotation, cellular component: chromatin; histone deacetylase complex. The record is from RefSeq and is a predicted model, not a curated record.